Procambarus clarkii (red swamp crayfish) is the source of this 1749-nucleotide messenger RNA. The record is from RefSeq and is a predicted model, not a curated record. Lineage: Eukaryota; Metazoa; Arthropoda; Malacostraca; Decapoda; Cambaridae.
AUGACCUUUCUAGAUCCGCAGUACUUUGAUGAUGAGUUUCGAGUGAGUCAAAGAAUCAUUAGAGAGCUCGGGGACCUCGGGGACCUUAGGGAGCUCGGGGACCUCAGGGAGCUCGGGGACCUUAGGGAGCUCGGGGACCUCAGGGAGCUCGGGGACCUCAGGGAGCUCGGGGACCUCAGGGAGCUCGGGGAGCUCAUGGAGAUCGGGGACCUCGGGGACCUCAGGGAGCUCAUGGACCUCAGGGAGCUCAGGGACUUCAGGGACCUCGGGGAGCUCAGGGACCUCAGGGAGCUCAGGGACUUCAGGGACCUCGGGGAGCUCAGGGAGCUCGGGGACCUCGGGGACCUCAGGGAGCUCGAGGACCUAAUGGAGAUCGGGGACCUCGGGGAGCUCAUGGACCUCAGGGAGCUCAGGGACCUCAGGAAGCUCGGGGACCUCAGGAAGCUCGGGGACCUCAGGGAGCUCGGGGACCUCAGGGAGCUCGGGGACCUCAGGGAGCUCGGGGACCUCAGGGAGCUCAGGGAGCUCAUGGACCUCAUGGACCUCAGGGAGCUCAUGGACCUCAGGGAGCUCAGGGACUUCAGGGACCUCGGGGAGCUCAGGGACCUCAGGGAGCUCGGGGACCUCAAGGAGCUCGGGGACCUCAUGGAGAUCGGGGACCUCGGGGAGCUCAAGGAGCUCGGGGACCUCAUGGAGAUCGGGGACCUCAGGGAGCUCAGGGAGCUCGGGGACCUCAGGAAGCUCAGGGAGCUCGGGGACCUCAGGGGAGCUCGGGGACCUCAGGGAGCUCAUGGACCUCAGGGAGCUCAGGGAGCUCGGGGACCUCGGGGAGCUCAUGGACCUCAGGGAGCUCAGGGAGCUCGGGGACCUCAGGGAGAUCGGGGACCUCGGGGAGCUCAGGGACCUCAGGGACCUCAGGGAGUUCAUGGACCUCAUGGAGAUCGGGGACCUCGGGGAGCUCAGGGAUCUCAGGGACCUCAGGGAGCUCAGGGACCUCAUGGACCUCAGGGAGCUAGGGGACCUCAUGGAGAUCGGGGACCUCGGGGAGCUCAUAUACCUCAGGGAGCUCAGGGAGAUCGGGGACCUCAGGGAGCUCGGGGACCUCAUGGAGAUCGGGGACCUCAGGGAGCUCAUGGACCUCAGGGAGCUCAGGGAGAUCGGGGACCUCAGGGAGCUCGGGGACCUCAUGGAGAUCGAGGACCUCGGGGAGCUCAGGGAGCUCAGGGAGCUCGAGGACCUCAUGGAGAUCGGGGACCUCGGGGAGCUCAGGGACCUCAGGGACCUCAGGGAGCUCAGGGAGCUCGGGGACCUCGGGGAGCUCAGGGACCUCAGGGAGAUCGGGGACCUCGGGGAGCUCAGGGACCUCAGGGACCUCAGGGACCUCAGGGAGCUCGGGGACCUCAUGGAGAUCGGGGACCUCAGGGAGCUCAGGGAUCUCAUGGACCUCAGGGAGCUCAUGGACCUCAGGGAGCUCAGGGAGCUCGGGGACCUCAGGGAGAUCGGGGACCUCGGGGAGCUCAGGGACCUCAGGAAGCUCAGGGACCUCAGGGAGCUCAGGGACCUCAGGGAGCUCGGGGACCUCAGGGAGCUCGGGGACCUCAGGGAGCUCGGGGACCUCAGGGAGCUCGGGGACCUCAGGGAGCUCGGGGACCUCAGGGAGCUCGGGGACCUCGGGGAGCUCGGGGACCUCGGGGAGCUCAGGGACCUCAGGAACCUCAGGGCUCUCAGGGACCUCAGGGAGCUCAGUAG